UGAGCAGUACAGACAAUGGCGUCGAACUACUACUCUGCUCAGAUAAAGCAAUGCCUUGAGUUCGGAACUAGAAACCAAAGCCGCCACUUGAAAACCAUCCACGGACACAUCAUCAAAACCCUUCUCUAUCCAGAGACAAUCCUACAUAACAAAAUCAUCCACGCGUAUGCGAAAAUCAGAAACUCAACUUAUGCUCGCCGAGUGUUCGACGGAAUUCCCCAACCAAACCUCUACUCCUGGAACAGUCUCCUCAUGGCCUAUUCUCAAUCCGGGCAUCAUCUCUCAGAGAUGGAACGUACCUUCAAAAGGCUUCCAGAACGUGAUGGUGUCUCCUGGAACUUGCUAAUCUCCGGCUACUCCCUGAGUGGGCUUGUGGGUGAAGCCGUCAAGGCUUAUAACACGAUGAUGAAAGAUGGGUCUGGUGAUUUUUUGACAAGGGUUAGCGUGAUGACAAUGCUGAAACUUUGUUCCGACAAUGGGCGUGUUGGUUUGGGGAAGCAAGUUCACGUGCAGGUUGUGAAACGUGGGUUUGAGUCUUAUCUUUUAGUUGGGAGCGCGUUGAUGGAUAUGUAUGCUAAAGUUGGUUGCAUCUCUGAUGCAAAGACGGUUUUCUACGGUUUAGAGGAUCGAAACACGGUUAUGUACAAUUCGCUGAUGGGAGGGUUGCUUGCGAGUGGAAUGGUCGAAGAUGCUAAGAAGCUGUUUCAAGGGAUGGAGAAAGAUUCAGUCUCUUGGACAGCUAUGAUCAAAGGGCUUUCUCAAAACGGACUGGAGAAAGAGGCUAUAGAGUUUUUCAGAGGGAUGAAGAUGGAAGGGUUGGCGAUGGAUCAGUUUACGUUUGGGAGUGUGCUACCUGCUUGUGGGGGAAUAGGAGCGAUAGAGGAAGGGAAAAAGAUUCAUGCUUGUGUUAUCAGGACCAAUUUUCAGGAUAACAUAUACGUAGGGAGUGCUCUCGUUGACAUGUACUGCAAGUGUAAGUGUAUAGACUACGCAAAGACUGUUUUUGAUGGGAUGAGGCAGAAGAAUGUUGUGUCUUGGACAGCGAUGGUUGUGGGUUAUGGCCAGUGCGGUCGUGCUGAAGAAGCUGUUAAAAUGUUUUUGGAAAUGCAAAGAAGUGGAGUUGAACCAGAUCAUUAUACGCUUGGACAAGCGAUCAGUGCGUGUGCCAACAUAUCUAGCUUAGAAGAAGGCUCCCAGUUUCAUGGAAAAGCUGUAGUGUCUGGCUUUGUACAUUACGUCAUCGUUUCAAACUCGCUGGUGACUCUGUAUGGAAAAUGUGGGAACAUCGAUGAUUCCACUAAGCUGUUCAACGAGAUGAGUUUCAGGGAUGAAGUCUCUUGGACCGCGAUGGUUUCCGCGUAUGCUCAAUUUGGAAGAGCCAUCGAGGCUAUUGAUUUGUUUGACAGAAUGGUACAACAUGGACUAAAACCUGAUGGAGUGACAUUGACCGGUGUUAUCUCAGCUUGUAGUAGAGCAGGGCUAGUGGAGAAAGGACAGAGAUAUUUCGAGUUAAUGACAAAUGAAUAUGGAAUAGUACCGAGUAAUGGUCACUAUUCUUGCAUGAUCGAUCUCUUCAGUCGAUCUGGAAGGUUAGAGGAAGCCAUGAGUUUCAUAAAUGGGAUGCCUUCUCCCCCAGAUGCGAUUGGUUGGAUCACUUUACUCAGCGCAUGUAGAAACAAAGGUAACUUAGAGAUAGGUAAACAGGCGGCUGAAUCACUCAUAGAACUAGAUCCUCAUCAUCCUGCUGGCUAUACCUUAUUGUUAAGCAUAUAUGCUUCAAAAGGGAGAUGGGACUGUGUGGCAAAGUUAAGGAGGGAGAUGAGAGAGAAGAAUGUGAGAAAAGAACCUGGACAGAGCUGGAUCAAAUGGAAAGGGAAACUGCACAGUUUCUCAGCGGAUGACGAGUCAAGUCCAUACUUAGAUCAGAUAUAUGCUAAGCUCGAGGAACUGAACCAAAAAAUCAUAGAAGAUGGUUAUAAGCCUGAUACUAGUUUUGUUCAGCAUGAUGUUGAGGAAGCAGUUAAAACAAAGAUGCUGAACUAUCACAGUGAAAGACUCGCCAUUGCUUUUGGGUUAAUAUUUGUACCCUCUGGCCUACCUAUCAGAGUAGGGAAAAACCUUAGAGUGUGUGUGGAUUGCCAUAUUGCCACUAAACAUAUCUCCAGAGUCACUGGUAGAGAGAUAAUUGUUAGAGAUGCUGUUAGGUUUCACCGUUUUAAAGAUGGAACUUGCUCAUGCGGAGACUUCUGGUAGGCAUGAUGAUUCCUCACUGCGAAUCUAACAAAAUCAGAACAGAGUAGGGAAGUUUCAGUUGUUCUGCAAGCUCGAAUGCUUGGAAUAGGAGCCGCUCCAUCACCUACCUGAAGACUUUAACAGAUAGAAGAGGAACAACAGGAUUCUAAAGCUGAUCAGUUAACUGCACGGAGCUCCAGUUGAGUGAAUUGGCCAAGAGAUUACAACAAGGCGCAUCCAUAUAUAGUUCAGCUACAAGAUUGAAAAAGAUGGAGAGCAUAGAUGAGCUUUUAGCCACUCGAGGCAUCCAAUGUUGAAGGGAAAAGAGAUAAAAGACUAUGGCCCAAGAGGGUUCACAACAGGAAAAAAGAGGUACAUCAUUUGAGGCUCAUACAGUGUAGUUGUGAAUCUCACUAAGAUGCCAACGAGACCUUCGAGGAAAUCAGUUGCGUACCUGCUUGUUCGCGUUCCACUUCUCUGAAUCAGAUGGAUUGCAUGCAGGAUUUCAGACACUAUGCUCUCGUUGACAAGUGCUAGGUUAAGAGUCAGAUUUUGGUGAGGCAGUUUAGCAAGUAACUUGGC
Brassica oleracea var. oleracea is the source of this 2814-nucleotide messenger RNA. Its product is annotated as putative pentatricopeptide repeat-containing protein At1g68930. Gene Ontology annotation, biological process: RNA modification. NCBI's taxonomy places the organism in Eukaryota, Viridiplantae, Streptophyta, Magnoliopsida, Brassicales, Brassicaceae. The transcript is spliced from 5 exons. The record is from RefSeq and is a predicted model, not a curated record. The coding region runs from base 16 to 2253 and encodes 745 amino acids. Gene Ontology annotation, molecular function: zinc ion binding; protein binding; RNA binding.